This is a messenger RNA of Morus notabilis, 1780 nucleotides long. RefSeq names its product UDP-D-apiose/UDP-D-xylose synthase 2. The coding region runs from base 151 to 1320 and encodes 389 amino acids. The record is from RefSeq and is a predicted model, not a curated record. Gene Ontology annotation, molecular function: carboxy-lyase activity. The transcript has 9 exons. Lineage: Eukaryota; Viridiplantae; Streptophyta; Magnoliopsida; Rosales; Moraceae.
CUUCAUUUCCCUCUCACAACCCCAAAAAUCUCUCUUUCCUUUUCCUCUGUAACAUUCACACCCCUAGCGCACGUUAGCAUCUUCCAUACUCCAUACUCUUUCCAUAGGAUUUUGCAGACAGAGAAAGGGAGAGACGAAGAGAGAGAAACAAUGGCGUCGUCGGCGAGAGUAGAUCUGGACGGAAAUCCGAUAAAGCCUUUGACGAUAUGCAUGAUAGGGGCAGGAGGCUUCAUCGGCUCGCACCUCUGCGAGAAAAUCAUGACGGUAACGCCUCACAUCGUCCUUGCCUUAGACGUCUACAACGACAAGAUCAAGCACCUUCUCGAGCCGGACUCGCUCCCCUGGUCUGGUCGCAUCCAGUUCCACCGGAUCAACAUCAAGCACGAUUCGCGCCUCGAAGGACUCAUCAAGAUGGCGGAUCUGACGAUCAAUCUCGCGGCGAUCUGUACUCCUGCGGACUACAAUACGCGUCCGCUCGACACGAUUUACAGCAACUUCAUUGAUGCGCUUCCGGUGGUGAAGUAUUGCUCGGAAAACAACAAAAGACUUAUUCACUUCUCUACUUGUGAAGUGUACGGGAAAACGAUUGGAAGCUUUCUUCCUAAGGAUAGCCCUCUUCGUAAGGAUCCUGAGUAUUAUGUUCUCAAGGAAGACGCCUCCCCCUGUAUUUUUGGCUCAAUUGAGAAGCAGAGAUGGUCUUAUGCUUGUGCAAAGCAAUUGAUUGAAAGGCUGAUUUAUGCUGAGGGUGCGGAAAAUGGUCUUGAGUUCACCAUUGUGAGACCUUUCAAUUGGAUUGGACCUAGGAUGGACUUCAUUCCUGGAAUUGAUGGUCCUAGUGAAGGUGUUCCAAGGGUUCUGGCAUGCUUUAGUAACAAUCUCUUACGCCGUGAGCCACUCAAGCUUGUGGAUGGUGGUGAAUCCCAGAGAACUUUUAUCUACAUCAAGGAUGCUAUUGAAGCUGUUCUUUUGAUGACUGAAAAUCCUGCCAGGGCCAAUGGCCAAAUUUUCAAUGUGGGCAAUCCUAACAAUGAAGUUACAGUCAGGCAGCUUGCAGAGAUGAUGACUGAGGUUUACUCAAAGGUUAGCGGUGAGCCUCCACUUGAGGUUCCUACCAUUGACGUGAGCUCCCAAGAAUUCUACGGUGUGGGUUACGACGACAGCGAUAAGAGAAUUCCCGACAUGACCAUCAUCAACAGGCAGCUUGGCUGGAACCCCAAGACUUCUCUUUGGGACUUGCUUGAGUCGACCCUCACUUACCAACAUAGGACAUAUGCUGAGGCUAUCAAGAAGGCCAUUGCUAAACCAGCUGGAACCAGCUAAAAGAUAUUCUGUCUUGGGUGGCACUCAAGAGGGUCUUUGCUUAGUUGCUGUUGUUUAGCAGGUGUUUUUCCCUAUUCUUUUUAAGAAUGUGAAGAUAUGUAUAAAUAUCUUAAUGUUCAAAUCGAAUAUACGCUACAAAUUUUUUUUUUUUCCUUCUUUUGUGUAUCCGGGUUUCGCAAGUCUAUAGUAGUUCACCAUUGCUAGAGCUCAGAUAUGUGUUUGGGUGAUCGUCUGAAGAAUAUUUCUAGAUUUUCAUUCAGGGGACACUUGUAUGUCGUAUUACUGAAAUAUGUUACCUGAGCUCGGGCUACGACAAUCUGGGGCCGACCAAAUUAUACGAGGAAAAGCUGUUUAUCUGUUUCUUUAGGGGUUUGCUUUUGUCAUUCCUCUCUAUUUUGUUAAAGGCUGUGUUGUAUUGUUAAGUUUGACCUCUUGAGGCUCAUUAAAAUUAUUUCUAUAA